This is a messenger RNA of Rotaria sp. Silwood2, 1378 nucleotides long. The record is from the annotation of a GenBank genome assembly. NCBI's taxonomy places the organism in Eukaryota, Metazoa, Rotifera, Eurotatoria, Philodinida, Philodinidae.
GACUUCUGUAAUCCUGGAAUAUUUUUAGUCUCAUUUUCGGUCGAAAAAAAUAAUCCUUUAUUCCUUUAUUUUCCUUUAUUUUUCAAUGAUAAAUGAUUCAUUUACAUUUAUUUUUUUAAAAUAAAUGAUUAUUUAUCUUUAUUUUCUAAAGAUAAAACAUUCAUUUAUCUUUAUUUUUUAAAAAAAAAGCAUUCAUUUAUCUUUAUUUAUUAAAGUAAUACUAAAUGACCACCCCUAAAUGGGAAUCGAGGAUCAUUGUCUCCAUACAACAGUGAGCUUUAUCAUUUUCAAUAUCUGUGAUAAAACGUAUAACUAUCGUUUUUUUACUCAGAUUUCACAAAAUGUUCUUCGAGAGUUGAAUUUAAUAGUCGUAGUCAAAAUUCAUUCAAUGAAACUUCUUUUAGUAAGUGUCAUUUAGGUUUAAUAAACAACAAUAAAGAUAGGAUUUGAAACUGAAUUAUUAAUCAGUCCUUCCAUACUAUUCUUCUCUUCAACUCAAAAAUCGUAAUGUCCUUGAGGGAGGAAGAAUAUGAUUAACACGCCUAUCAUCAAUCUAAAUAAAAUUCAUAUUUUCUAAGAUGCAUCAUCGAGUAUUGUGGUUCCACCAGUAUCAGAAUUUUCUCAAGUUCCACACAUUUCUCCACCGAAGGAAAAAUCUUCUACAAAAUCUUCUACAAAUGAACAAACUCGUCGAAAAAAAGGACCAGUAGCGUUUCUGCCAUCAUCGUCACCAUCUAAGCAUCUUUCUCCAGCUGAUCGUUUGGCAAAUAUUGAAGAUGCUAUUAAUAAUUUAAUAGUGUAUGUAAAUACUCUUGGUGAAGAUGUGGCUUCAAUUGCUGUCCAAUUAAAACCAUUAUUGAAAAAUAUCAAGAUCAUUCAUAACGUACGUCAUAUUAUACCGAAAAACGUAUCAGAAGUUCUAGCCACAUCUUCAUCUUUACGGAACUCGACAAGUCAAUCACCUUCUAGCUCAAGUUCAUCAAAAAAAGUUUUGAUGUUUAAAGAUACAAAUUUAAUGCAAUUAAAGCAUGAUUUAACUUCGAUCCGGUCAUUCCUUCGAAAAAUGACCAUGGCAAUAUAUGCACGUAAUGAAAUAUUAUCGAAUAAGCAUUUAGAUGAACGAGACGAACGCUAUGCAACUAUUAUAGAUGCAUUACAAAAUGGUUUUUCUUUAAACGAUGGAACAAUUAAUGCAUUAUAUGCGUCAUUGAAAGAAGCUCGAAAUCAAUUAACCAAGGAUGUGAGAUACUUGAAAGUCAUGAAACCAAAAUUAGAUGGAAAUAUUGCCAAUGAUGAUGAUGGUGCACCUGUUCAAGAUGUUGAAAUUAUAGAAGAAGAUGGUCAUACACAAUUUCAAAACGAAGAUCAAACUUUUUAA